AUGGAUAUGAGACCAAAUAGCUAUCAGUAUUAUAGCUCGACGAAUACAUCGUCGCACUAUCCGUUAGGAUGUUCGCUGGCACCGCUAAUUUCCGAGAAACCCAUGCUUCUCAAUAAAACCAGUUUAUUGAAGGAUGCUCUACAAAAUGGCACAAAAGUAGCGAAACAAAAUUAUUCUACAUAUUCCCAGAUGAACACGGAUAUGAUUCCUUAUCAACGACAAGCGAUACCGAACAGUCAAAUUGUUUCUCAAAAUUAUCAAGCCCCUUCUGGCGAAGGCUGUUUAAUCUCGGAUUUGUUCAACGUAAAUAUCACCAAUGAAGUAUCGCAGGAAUGCAGUCAAGGAAAUGGAACCGGACAGAAACGCACGAGACAAACCUAUACACGAUCGCAAACCUUAGAGUUGGAGAAAGAAUUUUGUUCUAAUGAGUACCUUCCAAAACGUUCGCGUGUUGACCUAGCUAGAAGAGUUAAUUUGACUGAACGUCAAAUUAAAAUUUGGUUCCAAAAUCGACGCAUGAAGAAGAAGAAGGAAGAGCCCUCUUCAUCGGUCGUCAAAAAUCGGUCUUCCUUAACCACGACCGCGUCAACAAUGUCGACACCAGUUUCACCAAAAUCCAAUAACCAGAUAACGUAUUAUGAAAAACAAGUCUCAAGUUCAGAUGAACAUGCGCAAUUACAAUCGGAACAACAAUUUUACAAACAACAGCCAAAUUAUUUUAAUAAUCAUCAAAAUACAUUAGCAACGCGUUAUUUAAAUAAUUCUGAAAAUAAUUACGGUUACUAUAAAAAUGCAGCAGGAAGACAACAUUCAUAUGCUAAUUUCGAUAAUACCUACAAUUAUUAUACAAUGUAA
Solenopsis invicta (red fire ant) is the source of this 855-nucleotide messenger RNA. Its product is annotated as homeobox protein Hox-A7. The coding region runs from base 1 to 855 and encodes 284 amino acids. Lineage: Eukaryota; Metazoa; Arthropoda; Insecta; Hymenoptera; Formicidae. The transcript is spliced from 2 exons. Gene Ontology annotation, biological process: anterior/posterior pattern specification; negative regulation of transcription by RNA polymerase II. Gene Ontology annotation, molecular function: DNA-binding transcription factor activity, RNA polymerase II-specific; RNA polymerase II cis-regulatory region sequence-specific DNA binding. The record is from RefSeq and is a predicted model, not a curated record. Gene Ontology annotation, cellular component: nucleus.